GCGGCCCAGCGGAGGAUGUCGGAGAACCUGCCGCCGCCCCCGCCCGGCCCCGGGAACGCCCCGGGCAGCGGCCCUGCCAACUCGGCCGGCGGGGCCGGGCCCGGGGGGGCGGCGGCCGGAGGCGGCGGGGCCGGGACCCCUCGCGGGGCGCGCACCCCCAAUCUCAACCCCAACCCCAACCCGCUCAUUAACGUGCGCGACCGCCUCUUCCACGCGCUCUUCUUCAAGAUGGCCGUGACCUACUCGCGCCUCUUCCCGCCUGCCUUCCGCCGAGUCUUCGAGUUCUUCGUGCUGCUCAAGGCACUCUUUGUGCUUUUCAUUCUGGCCUACAUCCACAUUGCCUUCUCUCGCACCCCUAUUAAUUGUUUGGAGCAUGUGCGAGACAAGUGGCCCAGAGAUGGCAUCCUUCGAGUAGAAAUUCAACACAACUCCAGCCGAGCUCCCAUCUUCCUCCAGUUUUGUGAUGCAGAGAGUUUCCCAGGCAUGGUGAUAGAGUCUGAGGAGGAAGAAGAGGAGGAGGAAGAAGAUGAAAUGACAGUAGAGAUGUUUGAGAACAGCUCAGUCAAGUUUGAGCUGGACAUUGAACCAAAGGUGUUCCUGAAGCCUUCCCGGGGGAGCAACCCUGAAGCAUUGACCCAGAUGACCAAGAACCAAAGCCAGGAGCUUUCCUUCACUGAGGCGACGACUAAAGGUAUGCAGCCUCUGAUCGAGACUGUGUCGGAAUUUGAGAUGCUAGCCAGAGCAGUGUGGCCCCAGGAAGAGUACAUAGUGGAGUAUUCCCUGGAGUACGGGUUUUUACGAUUGUCUCAGAGCGCUCGGCAGCGCCUCAGCAUCCCCGUCAUGGUGGUGACGCUGGACCCUACGAGGGAUCAGUGCUUUGGAGACCGAUUUAGCCGUUUGCUCCUGGACGAAUUCUUGGGUUAUGAUGAUGUUUUGAUGUCCAGCGUGAAAGCCCUGGCGGAAAAUGAAGAGAACAAGGGUUUCCUGCGCAAUGUUGUAUCUGGGGAGCAUUAUCGCUUUGUCAGCAUGUGGAUGGCAAGGACUUCCUACCUGGCUGCCUUUGUCAUUAUGGUCAUAUUUACUCUGUCGGUCUCAAUGCUCCUGCGGUAUUCGCACCACCAGAUUUUCGUCUUCAUUGUGGACCUCCUACAGAUGUUGGAAAUGAACAUGACAAUUGCCUUCCCUGCUGCACCGUUGCUCACGGUGAUUUUGGCUCUUGUUGGUAUGGAAGCCAUCAUGUCUGAAUUCUUCAAUGACACCACAACGGCGUUCUAUAUCAUCCUCAUUGUGUGGCUGGCUGACCAGUAUGAUGCCAUCUGCUGCCACACCAACACCAGUAAGAGGCACUGGCUGAGGUUCUUCUAUUUGUACCACUUUGCCUUUUAUGCCUAUCACUACCGAUUCAAUGGCCAGUACAGCAGUUUGGCCCUGGUCACUUCUUGGCUCUUCAUCCAGCAUUCCAUGAUCUACUUUUUUCAUCAUUUUGAGUUGCCGGCCAUCCUCCAGCAGAUCCGCAUCCAGGAGAUGUUGUUGCAGAACCAGCAGAUUGGCCAGGGCACCCAAACGGCCCUGCAGGACAAUCUCAACAAUAACACUGCGGCCGCAGCUGUGGCCCCUGGGAGCCCCAGACCCUCUCUACACAAUGGGAGCGGCAGCCAGUCAGCCCCUGGGGAGGGGCCUGGCCCCACCUCUGCCUCAGUAGGGGGUGAACUGAACUGGAUGGCUGAGACAGCCACUAUUUUCACGGACCCUUCAUUUCUCUCUGAUCUGAGUGCCUCCCUCCUAGAGCAGAGAGCAGGACAUGGAGCCCUGGCCAAUGGAAGUCCCCCCAAUGUCCCAGCUGCUACCACCUCCCCUGGCCUAGUUGCCCAGAUCCGAGUUAGUGAGAGCCCUGGGGCCACCACUAGCUCCAUCACCAUUGAAGUGACAUCAGCAACACUAGUCACCCCAGAGGCAGAAGGUACAACCCCGGAGCCUCCUGCCUCCCUUCCAGCCCACACCACUGGCAUCCCUGAGCCAGCUGCUUCCCUUGUGGAUCAGACUAGGGCCAGUUCACUCUCACUUGGUGGCCAGGAUAUUGUCGGUGUUUCCGAGAGCAGCGUCUCCAAGGCCCUUGCCCAAGACCCCGCCUCAGACAAGUGUAUGACCCCAGAUCUUCAGGCCACACAGGAGAGUCAUCCCUGCUCCAAAGACAAUGGUGCCCCACCAGCCGUCCUUUCAGAAGCAGAGUUUAGGAGCCCCUCGUGAAGCACUUUUGCUGAUCCUUGAUAGGGUGGAGGGAAUCUCUCUGUUCCUGUCAGACACUGGCUCUUUUUCUUCCCCAACCAGAUUCAGAUGAAUUUUUAAAAUUAUUUUUAAACCCACUGAGUGAAGGCAGCUUCAGGGAAAGCAGCCUUCCAGAGGCACGGCCUUAACUCACCAGGCGCAGUUGGUCCCAGCUCUGUGUCCCCCUGGGCUCCAUGGGAAGAUGUGUAACCUGAUCUGAGCAGUCUCCAGAGCAGCUGGUUUCCUUGCCCAACUCCUGGCCUACACCUGUGGGCUUCCCUGCACCACUGUCCUGGGGUUUCUUUUUCCCCUUCAAACUAUUCCUCCUCCCCUUGUCUGGGAGAUGUGCUCCUGCCUCCCCUUCUGGAUGCUAGGCCUUGUUGGAGCCCAGGAUGGAAUCUCCCCAUCUCCUUGCUUUGUGCAGACAUGUCCUAAUUUCUGGUGAUUUUGACUCUUCUCUCCUCCUGAGGCAUGAGGACCUUUUUCCACGAGAGAACCCUUUUUUUCCCCUUUGACUAAAGGAGAACUGGAUGGUUGAAUGGGGUUCUGUCCACCACCAAGUACUCACUGUAUUCUCAGUCCUCCGAGGCAGCAAGAACUAGGGCUGUGGUGUGGGAUUUGGAGAAGGCAGUAAGCAGCUGCUCUGGUAGAACCUCGUGAAGCUCAGGUGUUGCAGAGCCAAAGCCUGUGUGGGGCAGGAUCCCAGGGGUCUGAUUAGCAUGUUCACUGGCCUAGUAGAGAGCAGUCAGGGUGUCAGGAGGGAGGUGGAGUCGCACUGCUCCGUGGAGAGGAGCACUUUUGGCAGCCUCUCUUUUAUCCCUCCCACUCCAGGUUGGCCUCCUUCUAAAGCCCCAGAUGAAGAGAACCGACCCCAGGCAAGCAGCGACGGUGUUAGUGGAGGGUUGGUUUGGCUUGGGGGUGAAAUGUACGUGGUGGGCAGAAGGAUGGAGCAAAUGGCCCACAGCUGGUGAAACCCAGCCUUCAGCCGGCACAGACAUGCAGGGCCACAGAAGAGAGAGUAGGAGUGAGGCCUGCAGCAUGAAAGCCUACUGGGUUCUUCUCUUCCCUCUCCAUCCCUCCACAGGGGUUUCUGCCUGGUGCUUGGAGCUCAGUGUCUUUUCUUGGGCCUGCAGUAUGGCUUACUCCCCCGCCUCCUUCUCGCCAGAGCCUUGACUUCCCACCGCCUCUUAAGGAGAAGGUCUGGGAGAGUCCUGUGGAGGUAGUGGCGGAUGCAGUGUGAGCCUGGGAUUCUGCCCAGCGGGAAGCAGCGUGGUCCCCACGGGUCAUCUCUUGGUUGGCUGGGGAGUACCUGCUGUGCUCACUGACUCAGGGGCUCCUAUGUAGAGGAGUUACUUCCAGGCAGCCGCAAGUGGACAGUUGAGGGAAAUGACUGCUCCUUCUACACGCUCUCCCUCUCCCUCUCCCUCUCCCUCUCCCUCUCCCUCCCCCUCCACACACACACACACACACACACACCUGCCCCCCCCCCAGAACUCUAGUAUGAGGGAAGGGGAGAAGGCAGUCCCCAGAUGUGUAGAACUGAGCACCACGUGAAGCCACUGAAUGACCCCCAUAAGGAAUCUUGUUCAUUAGAGGCAGGAUUUUUGACUUUAGGUAUCCCCACAUAUGCUGUUCCCCGCCCUGUACCUGGUUACAAAGCUGCACCUGGUGAAAUGUUCCAUUUAUAGGGGAAAUUGUACGAGUAGGUAUUAUGCCCCGGGAACAGUGAGAAUUCAGUGGGAAAGCUGAUGGUCCCCUGGCUCAGGAAAUGGAUUUAAACGGUUUCUGGGUCCUAGCCCCUACCACUCAAAAGGAAUGAAACAUUAUGGGGAGUGGGAGGACAAUCCCUUGCGCAAACCCUCCUUUUGCUGCCAUGAGCAGACUCGGAAAUCUGACUUGCUGUGUCUGGGCCAUUGGGCGAGAGCUUUGGCAGAUGAGCCCGGAGGCUGAGUAAAUCAACCAAAUCACUUGGUGAGGAAUGAAGAAUAAAAAAUUCAUUCCAUUCUAUUUAAUUGUAAUUUACAAAAAUUGUGUUUGUAUAUAUAAUAAAUAGUCUAUCUAACA
Vombatus ursinus (common wombat) is the source of this 4329-nucleotide messenger RNA. It is a transcript of the gene TMEM259, whose product is annotated as transmembrane protein 259. Bases 16 to 2247 code for a protein of 743 amino acids. Gene Ontology annotation, cellular component: endoplasmic reticulum. The transcript is spliced from 11 exons. NCBI's taxonomy places the organism in Eukaryota, Metazoa, Chordata, Mammalia, Diprotodontia, Vombatidae. Gene Ontology annotation, biological process: positive regulation of ERAD pathway; response to endoplasmic reticulum stress. The record is from RefSeq and is a predicted model, not a curated record.